This is a messenger RNA of Gallus gallus (chicken), 2489 nucleotides long. RefSeq names its product biogenesis of lysosomal organelles complex 1 subunit 6 (gene BLOC1S6). Gene Ontology annotation, biological process: intracellular transport. Gene Ontology annotation, cellular component: extrinsic component of membrane; transport vesicle; BLOC-1 complex. The record is from RefSeq and is marked provisional. NCBI's taxonomy places the organism in Eukaryota, Metazoa, Chordata, Aves, Galliformes, Phasianidae.
GCGGGCGCAGCCUGCGGAGCCGUGCGGUGAAGGCCGGCUGAGGGCGUCGCGCCGCCGCGCUCGGAGGGGACGGCCGGGACCCCGCGCCUGCGGGAGUGGCGGCCAUGAGCGGCGCGGAGGAGGAGGAGAAGGCGGCCGGACGCGGGCGGGCGUUGGGUGCCAGCGAUGCCUCCCCAGAUGAAGGAGUCGAAGCAGAUCUGCCUAUUAUAGAUGAGAGAGCGGUGGAGCAGCUGACUGAAGGGCUGAUUUCUCACUAUUUGCCUGAUCUUCAGAGAUCCAAAGCAGCUCUGCAGGAGCUUACACAGAACCAAGUGGUAUUACUAGAAACAUUAGAACAAGAAAUUACAAAAUUCAGAGAGUGUAACUCCAUUCUUGAUAUCAAUGCCUUGUUUUCAGAAGCUAAACACUAUCACAGCAAGUUAGUGAAUAUUAGAAAUGACAUGAUGAUGCUCCAUGAGAAGACUUCUAAGUUAAAAAAAAGAGCACUUAAACUACAACAAAAGAGGCAGAAAGAAGAACUGGAAAGAGAACAGCAACGUGAGAAGGAACUGGAGAGAGAGAAGCAGCUAACAGCAAAACCUGCAAGGAGGACGUGAAAGCAGAGCGUGCAACAGCUUGUCCAAAUUAAUCAUUUCUGCAUUCUCUAGAGUUAAGGCAAACUUUGAUUAAACCAGGCUAUGGUUAUUACUAGCAGCGGUCUACUCUGGUGUUAUAAAUUCCAGAAUGUUAAUAAUCAGUGGGUAACAUUCAAAUUUUUUACUUUAGUCAUUCAGGUUGCCUUCUUUUGUAAUGCUAUGCAGUUUGAUACUAUGACAGUAUAAGUUAAUUUUAUAUAUAAAUAUAUAUAUAUAAUGUAUAUUGGAGAACCUAGGCAUCAUGGGUAUUUAAAUACCUAUAACUUCUUAAUGUGUUUUUCUGGUGCUUAGAAUUCUGAGCUGUUUGGUGAUUGGGACGUGUGUUUUCCAGACAAAAUAUGAGUUGUGGUUGUUAAAGUUCAAUUCUGGUCCCUGGACUUCAGAGCCCCUCUGUUAUACUGAAUCUGCAUUGAUUCUGGCAGUUGUAAUUUCUUUUCAGUGCCGUGAGUCAUAAAUACAGACUCUUUUUUUCAACCUUGAUUUAGUUGGUUAUUGUUUUUUCCUUUUGUUUGACUAAUAGAGACAUAACCAGAGCUGAACAAUUUCAUCUUCAUGUGGAAUUCAAUUAUCAGUAGGAAAAGUUGGUGCAUUUUUUUUUCCAUUUAUUCAUGUGUAUUUAGGGGCUAUGUGAGUUAGUGUUGUAUGUUGUCCUUACUUAAAAUGAUUAUUAUUAAUGAACAUUAUGAUAAAUAUCGUAUGGAUGUUGAUAUCCAUUUCUCUGAAUUGAAUUAGUUGCAGCACUUGGUGUGAACUCCCAUUCAGAUGAAUGUGCACGUUGUCUAGACUGGUAAAAGAGCUUUAAGCUGUUUGUGCCUACAGUCUAACAAAUGAUCUAUGUUGUUUUUAUUAUUUAAGUUGUAGUAUAGGUGGCAUGUAUUGAAGUAAGAUGAAGGGCAAGCUUUGUAAAGGUAUCCAUACAGUUUGUAUGGUAAGACAUCCAAGGGGCACACAGUCGAUAUUACUUUCAGUUUUAGGUGGUUUAAACAUUGUAUACCUGCCUGGACUCUGCUGUGCUGUACUUUCCUGAAGUCCUAAUUUCCAUUUGUAAGACUUUUUUUCUUUGAAAGAUCGACUGUUAUGAGUAGUCAUCAAAACAUUACUGCUGUUUACUUUGUGUGUUUGGAGCAAGGAGAACAAACUACUGAAGUAGUCUGAAAUGCCUUUUCUGAAGUAGUAAUAGGUUAAAACUGAAGUUGGCUUUUGUUUUGUCGUAAUUGCCAGUGGAUUGUUGACCUGUGCUGUGGUUUAUGUGUAUUUCUAAAAGAAAUGUUAAAGAAUUUCUACAGUCCAUUUUUGGAGCAAAAUGUACAUUACUGAAUAUUGUUUAAUUUUUUUUUUUAUUUUAUAAUGUAACUUCAAAAUUAGUUUUUAGGAAUUUAAAUGGUUCUUAUUAAAGCAUAACAUGAAACUAGAUGCUUCAGUGAAGUAUCCUAAUCAAGAUUAAUUUCCUUUGCUAUUUCUCAUUUGACGUUACCUCAUCUGGUAUCCAGUUUAGUGUUUCAUGUUGAGCUCUGUUGUGUUUUGGUUGGUUGGUUCACUGUUUGUCUGCUUGUUUUGGGGGGAAGCUUAUGAAUUGUUCUGCUUUUUCCUUCCCCCUCCCACCCCACCCCCCUCCCCCUCGAACACCAUGGUCACUUCUAUUGAAAAUACAGAAUUCUAAGCAUAAGAAUUGAUGCUUUUUGCUAGACUGAGUAACUUUAUUCCUGUAUACAUUUUCUUACUCAUCGUACCAACUCAUUUUUGAACUAUAAGGUUAUUGCAGUGGAAUUAGUUCACUUGAAUGUGCGAUAUCAUUUUGAAUUCUGAUUUUCUAAGAUUAUACAAAUGUAUGGAUUAUAAGUGCUGACUGAGGAA